AUGCUGCCCACCGUACUCGCCCUUGCUGCGCUCGCAGCCACGAGCAUCGCUUCUCCGUUCCAUGACAAACGAUGGGACAACCUCAAGGUCAAGCAUGAGUGGGUCCAGACUCCAAAACACUGGAUUGAAGUCGGGCCCGCACCUACCGAGUCCAAGAUACAUCUUCGAAUCGGUCUGAAGCAGCAUGGCUUCGAUGAGCUAGUCAAGCACCUUUAUGAAGUUUCGGACCCGUCACACAGCCGUUACGGGGCACAUCUGUCGAAAGAAGAUGUCGACACUCUUGUGGCCCCCCAUCCGGACUCGACCGCUCUCACGGAUUCUUGGCUUCUGCAUCACGGAAUCCAGCCGUCUAGCUGCCAUCGCUCAUCGUCAGGCGAUUGGUUGACAGUUCCUGUUACUAUUGAGCAAGCAGAGCGCAUGUUAGGAACGAAAUACAGGAUUUAUCAACACGAUAUCACGGAUGAGCAGAUCGUUCGCGCUAUGAGUUACUCGCUUCCUGAGGAUCUUCAUAAUCACAUUAACGUGGUCACCCCAACAACGUACUUCUCCACGAUGAAAGCGAUGAAAGCGACGCACCGAAUCAUGCCAGAAAUCACAUCUUUGGACGAUGAUCAUGCUCUCCAGUCGCAAAUCGCUCAACCAGGCGGGCUGGCCACUGUGCCCGCUAGUUGCAGCACGACCAUCACGCCCACUUGCCUGCGAGCAUUAUACAACACGUCUACGUAUGUGCCGCAAGCCACGGACGUCAAUGUCCUUGGCGUAGCAGGUUAUCUGGAUGAGUUCGCCAACCAUGCAGACCUUCAGACUUUCUUCAGCCGGUUUAGAACCGACGCGGUCGGUGCCGACUUCACAGUAGUGCAGGUGAACGGAGGAGGAAAUGAUCAGACCGAUCCCGGUGUUGAAGCCAACCUGGAUAUUCAAUACACGGAAGGCAUGUCCUUCCCCACUCCGAAUGUAUACUUCAGCACCGGAGGGUCUCCUCCCUUCGUGGCAGAUGACAACACGCCUACUAACACCAACGAGCCAUACUUGGAUUUCCUCGGAUUCCUCCUCAACCAAACAACGGUGCCUCAGACAUUGACCACGUCAUAUGGUGACGACGAGCAAACCGUGCCAUUCGACUUUGCUCAGGCGGUGUGCAAUGACUUCGCCCAACUUGGUGCUCGGGGAACAAGCAUCAUGUUCUCAUCUGGAGAUGACGGUGUUGGCGGUAGUGAUUGCCUCACUAACGACGGAACGAACCGCGUCCUGUUCCAACCCAACUUUCCAGCGUCCUGUCCGUUCGUCACUACCGUUGGAGGGACUAUUAGAGUGGCACCGGAAGUUGCGGUGUCAUUUAGCGGAGGUGGAUUCUCUCGCUACUUUGCUCAGCCCAGCUAUCAAGCAAGCGCGGUGGAUUCGUUCCUGGCCGGUUUAGGUGACACGUUCUCUGGACUGUUCAACGCAACGGGCCGAGCGUAUCCUGAUGUCGCCGCUCAGGGCCAAGGAUUCCAGGUCAUCCUAGGCGGUCGUACGAUUUCGGUCGGUGGCACCAGCGCCAGUUCGCCGACAUUCGCAGGCGUCGUUUCCCUCCUCAACGACUUCCAGCUUGCAAACGGGAAGAGUCCUCUGGGAUUCCUUAAUCCAUUGCUGUACGGUCAAGGGACCGCCGGUCUGAACGACAUAGUGUCAGGGAAUAAUCCUGGAUGUGGCACUACUGGUUUCAGCGCUGGUGUUGGCUGGGACCCGGUAACCGGCCUAGGGACUCCCGACUUCGGGAAGCUCCAAAACCUACUUCCUUGAGAGAAAGCAGAUCUCGCGCCUCAAUGGGCCGUGACGUUCAGGCAGUAAUCGCUGCGGUGUUUUGUGAUGCCAGCUGUAUAUUAGCGUGUUUACAAUCUCAGGAAGAGGAGAAUUUGUACUCACUGUUCAGAAUGUCAUAGUGUCUAGGACGGGGCCCGACUAAACGAGGGAGAUAUAGCUGUUGCCACAGUAGAUGCAUCGUCGUGUUGCUUCAAGAAGCUCUUGCACGACCCAGGUACGCGCCGGUAUCGGUAGAUGAGAGUUACCGUGCGUAGCAGGCAAAAACGCUUUGCGUCCGCAUCCGCAACACGUGCGCACUGCAGGUGUGGACAAGAUGAAAUACGUAAUUGUGCAGCGUGGCCAAAAAUGACCGUUUGGGCAGAGUGCAUAUAUUGGGUCUUCAAGCUUAACUUCCGCAUGGCAUGCAGGGCAGCGUUCAUUCACGUCAACGGCCGAAGAGGUAGUAUCUCCUGCGACAUCCGAGAGUGAGUCUGCUAAGUUCUUAGCAUCGAGAAGCAACGCCGGCGAUGACCCAGGAAGUGAAGAUUGAAGAAUCACGCGCAUCACAAACGGCCUACUGCCAGCGUCAAGAAGUGGGAUCGACGCUUGUAGAUGACGGACCAGUAUAUGCAAUAUGUUGUGGGAGAUGCAUGUUAAUAGGGAUUGAGCUACGUUCCCGACGUGUGCCUGUUGCUCUGGCACUGUGGCUAACAGUUUCCAGCAAAAAUCAGCAACGGAGAAACCCAAACGCCAAUGCAGCAUGGUAUCGCUCCCGAAGAAGUGCGAAGUAAGGCUUAUCCUGAACCAGUCUCGAAGAUCUUCAGUUAUGGGUGCAGCCAAGUGUAUCUCCGAGGUUCCCUCGAGCUGGCAAUCCCGCAGUAUGUCCCGAAUAGUUGACGACAUUCGCAUGAGCCGCUCCAUUUCGCGGAGCUGGAACAAUAUGGGCCGUAACAAGUGAAUCGGUGCGUAUCCCCACACGGCCUUCGAACGGACGAGAACAUCACGUAUAGCUUUAGCAACAAGAAGAUCGUCUUCAUGUACAUCGGUGCCGCGCCACAUUUUAGCGACGACGAACACGCUCUGAUGCUUCGCGUCAUGUUUGUAACUGAAGUCAGUGGGUCGUGCUAAUUCCUGCAACCAGACUACUGACGACCAAUCGUCAUAAGAUAUCAUGCCGGCCAUGCGGUUUACAUCGGUGAAUCGAGGCUUGCGAGCGCUAUCUUCGAGAUCGGCGUCG
This is a messenger RNA of Punctularia strigosozonata HHB-11173 SS5, 3019 nucleotides long. Its product is annotated as subtilisin-like protein. Bases 1 to 1782 code for a protein of 593 amino acids. Gene Ontology annotation, biological process: proteolysis. The transcript is spliced from 30 exons. NCBI's taxonomy places the organism in Eukaryota, Fungi, Basidiomycota, Agaricomycetes, Corticiales, Punctulariaceae. The record is from RefSeq and is a predicted model, not a curated record. Gene Ontology annotation, molecular function: serine-type endopeptidase activity; tripeptidyl-peptidase activity.